CACAAAGUCUUCGUCAAUGACUACUACUCACAACUACAGAUCAGAAACCCUCCCCGGUCUUGAUUUAUCAGGGCUUGGUUUUUGAGACCGUAUAUUAAACAUUACGCUCAGGGAAUUUCAGAAUUCAUUAGAGAGCUAGCGAUGAAUCCUGAUCAUUUUGAUAAUCAAGAGGCGGUCUGGGAAUGGAGGUGGGAGAGGUGCAUCCAGGAAGCCACUGGAGAUACCUCCUUCUUGGAUGCAGCAAAGGCACAAUUUGAUAACACGGCUGCCGGAACAAGUACCACAUCAGUACCCAAAACAGAAGAUCGACGCGACAGGAAGAAAGGUUACGACAAAGCAUAUCGCGAUCGUUGUAGGGAAGACAAGAAAAGACAGGAGGAUGAAUUGAAGAUGCAAGCGGUAGAAAAUGCACGCUUGAAGGAUGAAAAUGAAUCCCUGGUGAAGGAAAAAGAUACCAUAUUGAGUCCAAACCUGGAAUUAGCAGCAAAUGUGAUAGAUCAACUUAAAAGUGAAAAUCACGACUUGAAACGUAUUAGUGACCACCAAAUAAUUCGUCUGGAUGCAUUAACCGAAAAGAUUGCAAGCCACGAUGAACUUAAAAGCCUCCGUGAUGAAGUUGCACGAUUGAGAGAAAACGUCAAUAUCCAGGAUCCCAGGAUGCAAGAAAAGAAACAGCUCUUGGAAGAGCAUCUGAGGUUAACAAACGAAAACAGGCUGCUGGAAUUGCAAAAUGAGUUUUAUUGCAGGAUGAUACAAAAUGAGAGGCACCCUGGAAAUUAAGGAUGAAGCUGAAUAAGGAGUGCCACAUAUAGCAGCGGGUUGCACGACUGCUUUUAUUAGAUGCCGAUCGUACUAUAGAUUAUCUUGAUGGCGCUCCUCUGCUUUCCACCCUUCGACGAAUAAGGAAAAGAGGAAGAAGAUGGCUUUAUUGCGGCAGAACAAUCAAAGGUCUUCCGUGUUGGUGUUGUGUUUGCCGGCGAAUAAAUGCUGGCGCCUGCUUGAAUUUGUCACGCUUGUUUUAUCUAUCUAUGCAUCAACUCUCAAGAUUAAUUUUUCUAUCAAUCGCCUCCCCUAUUGAUUAA
This is a messenger RNA of Populus nigra (black poplar), 1082 nucleotides long. RefSeq lists its product as uncharacterized. Lineage: Eukaryota; Viridiplantae; Streptophyta; Magnoliopsida; Malpighiales; Salicaceae. The record is from RefSeq and is a predicted model, not a curated record. The transcript has 5 exons. Bases 142 to 780 code for a protein of 212 amino acids.